AUGGAUCCGCAACUAAAGAAAAUUUCAAGCAGAUACCAUGUCUUUGAGAACUGGGCUCAUACUUUCAUAUGCGAACCAGAGUUAUAUUUUACACCCGAGACUGAAGAUGAGGUCGAAAAGAUUGUAAUCUUUGCUAAAGCCAAGAACAAGUCUAUUAAGGUUAUUGGAGCUGGACAUUCUCCAUCCGAUCUUGCUUGUACAAAGGAUUUCAUGAUCAAUCUGGAUAAUCUCAAUCGUGUAUUGGAGAUCAAUCGGGAAGAAAAGACAGUUAGCGUUCAAGCCGGAAUAAGUUUAAACCAAUUAAACCAAGAAUUAUGGAAGAAUGGCCUUGCAAUGAGUAAUAUCGGUUCUAUCUCUGAUCAGAGCCUUGCCGGUGCUAUCAGCACCGCCACUCAUGGAACUGGAAUUAAUUUUGGCAACAUUUCAACACAGGUGACUGAACUGACAUUGAUAACGGCAACUAGGGGGACAUUAACUUGUUCUGAAAAAACGAAUCCCGACAUUUUCAAAGCAGCUCUCUGCAAUUUGGGUGCUCUCGGUAUAAUAAUACGAAUUACUUUAAAAUGUGAGCCCGCUUUCAGGCUAGAAGCCAUUCAGACUCCGGCAAAGUUUGAUGAAAUUCUAAACAAUUUGGAUCAUGUCGUUCAUUCCGCCGAGCACGUAAGAUUCUGGUGGUUUCCUCAUACCGACGAUUGUGUCUUAUGGAAGGCGAACAGAACGAUAAAGGAACCAAACUCAUCGACCAUUGGCUACAUUCGAGAAACCUUAUUAGGUUACCACCUCUACCAAUUUCUCCUCUACCUGACGCGCCUCCGCCCAUCGACUAUUCCGAGGCUUGCACGACACAUGUUCAAGAUCAAGUAUUCAACGCCCACUUGCAUCAUCGAUGAUUCGUACAAGGUCUUUAAUAUCGAUUGUCUCUUCCCGCAGUAUGUCAACGAAUGGGCGAUACCAUGGGAAAAAACUCCAGAGGCACUGAGAAAAAUCAAUCAGUGGACCAAAGAGACGAAUUCGUUUGUACAUUUUCCGGUCGAGGUUAGGUUCGUCGAUAAAGACGAUAUUUGGUUGAGUCCUUCGUAUGGAUGCAAAGUUUGUUAUAUAGGUAUUAUAAUGUACAGACCGUAUAGAGUAGCCGUCCCUUACAAGGAAUAUUGGAAGGCGUAUGAGCAGAUUAUGAGGUCCUUGGGUGGUCGUCCUCAUUGGGCAAAGGCACACACAAUGUCGGUAUUAGAGCUUGAGAAAUGUUAUCCCAAGUUUAACGACUUUAAGAAACUGAUGCACGAAUUAGAUCCAAAUGGAAUGUUUCUCAAUGCUUACUUGAGGAGACAUAUUCUGGGCGAAGUUGGUGAGGAUGUCGAUACGAGAUUGUUCAAAGCAAAAUUAUAA
Paraglomus occultum is the source of this 1386-nucleotide messenger RNA. NCBI's taxonomy places the organism in Eukaryota, Fungi, Glomeromycota, Glomeromycetes, Paraglomerales, Paraglomeraceae. The record is from the annotation of a GenBank genome assembly.